AUGGCUGAUUCAGAACAUAUAGUUUAUUCAAGAGUAGUUGGUUUCAUUUCUUUAGCUUGUUGGAUCUGUGUUUCAAUUCCACAACUUUAUGAAAACUAUAAACGAAAAUCUGGCAGUUCACUAUCAUUAGCUUUAAUAUAUAUAUGGAUCAUGGGCGAAUUGCUUGAUUUGAUCGGUGCUAUUUUACAAAACUUGUUGCUAACAGUGAUACUUGUCGCGCUUUAUAACGUUUUGAUUGAUAUCACUUUAUUAUUGCAAACCUAUUAUUACCGCUCUCGUAAAAUACCAGAUGAUGACGAAUCUGAUGAUAAAUCCAACGAAUCCGAAAAUAAAUCCAAAGAAUCUAAUAAUAGUUCUGACGAAUCUACUGGUGAAUUUAUUAGACCUGAUGAUUCAACC
Molecule: messenger RNA, 399 nt
Organism: Cetraspora pellucida
Lineage: Eukaryota; Fungi; Glomeromycota; Glomeromycetes; Diversisporales; Gigasporaceae
Source: the annotation of a GenBank genome assembly